This is a messenger RNA of Lutra lutra (Eurasian river otter), 1268 nucleotides long. RefSeq names its product coiled-coil domain containing 194 (gene CCDC194). The record is from RefSeq and is a predicted model, not a curated record. Bases 1 to 705 code for a protein of 234 amino acids. NCBI's taxonomy places the organism in Eukaryota, Metazoa, Chordata, Mammalia, Carnivora, Mustelidae. The transcript is spliced from 4 exons.
AUGGACGAGCUGGGGCCAGAGCCGGGACGCGCGUGGCGGGUGCUAGCCCUGUGCGGGGCUGCAGUGUUCCUGGCAGCGGCAGCAGCUGGGGCGGCCCUGCUGGCCUGGAACCUGGCCUCCUCGACCUCCCGGGGACCUCGCUGCCCAGAGCCAGGGGCCAAUGCCACCGGGCCCCCCGAGGACCUGGCGCCUGAGCUGGAAGAACUGCGGCGACGGCUGGCAGAGGCUACCCAGCACAAGGAGGCUCUGGCCAGACAGCUGGACCAGGCCAACCGAGUCGGUCGGGAGCUGGAGGAGGCACUAAGGGCCUGUCAGGGCCGUCAGAGCCGGCUUCAAACCCAACUGAUGACCCUGAAGACUGAGAUUGAAGAGGCCAAGGCACAGGGGACCCAGAUGGGGGCUGAGAACGGGGCGCUCACAGAAGCCCUGGCCCGCUGGGAGGCGGCAGCCAUGGAGUCUGCGCGGAGGUUGGACGAGGCACAGCAACGCGCACGCGCGGCCGAGGCCGAAGCCGAAGCUUGCGCAGCCCGGGAAGCGACGCUGCGCGAACGCGCGAAAGCCCUGGAAGCCGAGUUGGGCCCCCAGCGCAAAGUGCCGCAACCCCGAUCCCGCUCCGUGUCACGACCCCGACCCAGCCCCCGUUCGCGCUCUCGCCCAGGACCCUCUGGGGGCUGCAGGAGGCCAGCGCGGCGCGCCCGAGGGUGAGUCGGCCCCCAGCAGGAUGAGGCCAGAAGGGCGCACACUGUGGCUGGAACAUGUAGAGAGGUGCCCCCGCUGGAUAAGAUGCCCGGUCGACACCCAUCAACGCUCAGCUUUAGAUCCAGGAACCACUCUGAACGGAAACUACAGAAAGGAGACUCGACCCUCUCUCCCCAACCAUCUAGUGUUUAUUUUACAGGCGGGGAACUGAGGCCCAUUUGCUAACACAAUGAGAUUAAGUGUUUUGGGACUUAAGCCCCUUCUAACGACAGCAUUGAUUCAUCCCACAGACAUGAAGACUUAGGGUCCAGUCCUGGCUCAAAAGUGACCUGGAAGGGUCACCUCUCCCCUGUGGGCCUCAGUUUACCUUGUCUGUAAAUUGAGUCUUUGGAAUCAUGUGUAGCAAGCCAGCCUAUCUUUGACAACAAAAACUGACCAAGAUGGCAUGAAGGGAAAACUACAGAGUCCUCUUCCUAUGAGGAGGGUACGAAAUUCCCAAAUGAAAUUUUAGCAAAAAGAAUUAAGCAACACAUUUUUUAAAUACAUCACAACAAAGGGGACUUAGGUCU